AUGCCUGCAGAGUUUGACGAUGUGCUGCUCAACCAGCCCGUCGUGCUGGAUGGAGGUUCGGGAACUAUCAAAGCUGGCUUUGCAGGAGAAGAUGUGCCCAAAUGCUUCUUUCCUAAUUAGUGAGUCAUCAUGCGGAGCAAUGUGUGGGGCCCCGAGGGCGACGCGAAUCUGGGGGUCCGAAGGAAUACCAUCGGCAAGGUAGCGGUUGACUAGUGUGCAUGCGCUUCGCGAGGCAGACAAAGGCGGGCUGCGCGAGGUACGGGAGAUCUACGUCUGGCAGGUCCCCCCUCCAAGCUGCAAUUGCGCUGGUCUUUUGGGGCCGCACGUACGUUUCAGCCUCUUUGCGACUCUUCUGACAUUGAUCACUUUUACACACAGUGUUGGCAGGCCCAAGCAUCCCAGAGUCAUGGCAGGCGCAGUCGAGGGAGACUUGUUCAUUGGCAAAAAAGCUCAGGAGUUGAGGGGAUUGCUUAGCGUCAGGUAUCCAAUGCAGCACGGAAUCGUGACAGACUGGGACGAUAUGGAACGCAUUUGGCACCACGUCUACACCAACGAGCUCGGCACGCUCAGCGAGGAGGUGAGCGUUGUGCGGGCAGGGGCAAGGUGCUCUUGGGCGUUGUGCUGACACCGAAUGCGUGCGACUGUGCGCCCCGCCGGCAGCACCCCGUGCUGCUCACAGAGGCGCCGCUCAAUCCUCGGUCCAAUCGAGACACGGCGGCUCAAGUGUUCUUUGAAACGUUCAACGUGCCGGCCAUGUACAUCAGCAUCCAGGCAGUGCUCAGCUUGUGAGUCGUGCUGGUGGGCUCCUUGGGAGGCCGCGUCGGGCACUGACUCGAUUGGUCCUCCUGAACAGGUACUCGUCAGGGCGAACAACAGGCAUCGUGUUGGACUCGGGUGACGGAGUGACGCAUGCGGUGCCGGUAUAUGAGGGGUUCAGCGUGCCACACGCGAUCAGGCGCAUAGAUGUGGCCGGUCGGGACGUGACCGAGUCGUUGCAAUUGCACCUGCUCAAAGCUGGCUACGAUCUGCACACGACGGCGGAAAAGGAAGUUGUCAGGUUGAUCAAGGAGAAAUGCUGCUAUGUUGCGCCGAGCGAUACGUCCAAGGAGGAAAAGGAUCCGAAACCGAGCGAAGAGUUCAGAUUGCCGGACGGGAAUGUGAUCAAGGUGCGCAAAAAACGCGUUUGAACGCAAGAAUCUGACGAUUGUUGUUGCUGACGCUGCCGCCGAUGCUCACACAUCGCGCGCCCCCCUUCAGCUCGGACCGGAACGAUUUAGAGCGCCUGAAAUCCUCUUCAACCCUUCGCUGGCCGGCUUGGAAUACCCUGGAGUACCUCAAAUGAUCAUCGACUCUAUCAACCGGUGCGAUUUGGACCUGCGGCAAAAUCUCUACGCCAGCGUUGUGCUCAGCGGCGGAAGCACGCUCUUGAAAGGUGCGCAGUGACCGUGAACAAAUCCGUGGUCCCUUCGAGCUGACGUGCGAUGCCAUGAUCUCGCACAACAGGAUUCGGAGAGAGGUUAUUGACGGAGACGAAGAGGUUGGGAGUGAAGAACUCCCACAUCAAGAUCUUUGCGCCGCCCGAGCGAAAGUAUGCUACGUGGAUAGGUGGAAGCAUCUUGGCUGGUCUGAGCACCUUCAAAAAGGUCAGUCGGUUGGUCGGCGGGUACGAUUUGGCUCUUAGCGCCGCGUUGACUUGCGCUGACAUUUCACACAUCGUGCGUUUGCAACGCACAAAUCGCAGAUGUGGAUCUCUGCAGAAGAAUACACGGAAGAUGGAGAUGUGGUGCAUCGAAAGGUGAGAGUUUUAUCUCAACUUCAUCAUUGGCGUGACGGGCCGACGAACUCGUCGUCUUUUUGCACCCAUCACAGACGUUUUGA
Messenger RNA from Ceraceosorus bombacis, 1878 nucleotides. NCBI's taxonomy places the organism in Eukaryota, Fungi, Basidiomycota, Exobasidiomycetes, Ceraceosorales, Ceraceosoraceae. The record is from the annotation of a GenBank genome assembly.